UAACAUUGAGAUGUCUUGAUCCAUCUUGUGGUGCUGCCGUCGGUCAAGACAUGAUAAAUCUAUUAGUGCCUAAAGAAGAUAAGAAAAAGUAUUCUCAAUAUCUUCUUCGCUCGUACAUUGAAGACAAUAGAAAGACCAAGUGGUGUCCUGCCCCUGGUUGUGAAUACGCUGUAGAAUAUAUUGCUGGCAGUGAAGGUUACGAUGUUUCCUGCUCUUUCAACUUUUGCUGGAAUUGUAUAGAGGAAGCUCACCGUCCAGUAGAUUGUGGCACUGUGGCACAGUGGAUCAUGAAGAACAGUGCUGAAUCUGAAAACAUGAACUGGUACAGGUAACUUUAA
Molecule: messenger RNA, 338 nt
Organism: Eucalyptus grandis
Lineage: Eukaryota; Viridiplantae; Streptophyta; Magnoliopsida; Myrtales; Myrtaceae
Product: probable E3 ubiquitin-protein ligase ARI8
Exons: 3
Coding region: 51-332 (93 amino acids)
Biological process (GO): protein polyubiquitination; positive regulation of proteasomal ubiquitin-dependent protein catabolic process; ubiquitin-dependent protein catabolic process
Cellular component (GO): cytoplasm; ubiquitin ligase complex
Molecular function (GO): ubiquitin protein ligase activity; ubiquitin conjugating enzyme binding; zinc ion binding
Source: RefSeq, a predicted model, not a curated record